Molecule: messenger RNA, 735 nt
Organism: Saxophila tyrrhenica
Lineage: Eukaryota; Fungi; Ascomycota; Dothideomycetes; Mycosphaerellales; Extremaceae
Exons: 2
Coding region: 1-735 (244 amino acids)
Source: RefSeq, a predicted model, not a curated record
AUGAAGCUCUCCACCUCCGCAACCGCCGCCGCCCUCGCCGCCGCCUCGACAGUCACAGCACAAGCCCCCCACGGCCCCCCGGGCGCCUUUCCCGGCCCCUCCGCCGGCGGCUCUGAAUACAGCGCCUUCGAAUCCUGGACCUCCGCCGAAUCCAUCACCGCCUUCCCCACCGCCACCUCCGACUGGUCCUCCUUCACCUCAGCGCAUCCCAUUCCGUCCGAGCUCUCCGCGUACGCAAGCUGGUUUAGCGACGGGGUCCCGGCGGCUUGGGCGACGCAGACAAGUGGUCCGCAUGGGGGAUGGAGUCCCGGGAGUGGACGGGGGCCGUUUGGUGGAGGAGCGCCCGGGAAUGGGUGGGGGCCGUGGAAGAGUGAGGGGAGUUGGACGGAUGGGCCUUGGACGCAGUGGUGGGGUGAGAAUGGGAAUUGCCCUGAUUCUACCUGGUCUGGCUGGACAUCCGGCCCCUGGUCCACAGCCGCCCCUUGGACAUCCUGGUCCGGCUGCACGGCUUCCACCACCGCUACUUCGGUAGCGACUUCAACGGUUACGGAGAACGGCUCCACGGUUACCACGACCGCGACGCAGUAUGGUGUCAAUGUUGCUGCCGUGACGAAUGCGAAUGGCGAUGCGGCGGCGAGCUCGAGCAGUGAUGGGGCGGCGGCGCCUACUAGGAUGGGUAUGAAGGCUGGGGCUAUGGGGGCGAUGGGUGUGGUUGCUGGUGCGCUGCUGCUGUAA